Molecule: messenger RNA, 909 nt
Organism: Triticum aestivum (bread wheat)
Lineage: Eukaryota; Viridiplantae; Streptophyta; Magnoliopsida; Poales; Poaceae
Product: DNA-directed RNA polymerases II, IV and V subunit 11
Exons: 6
Coding region: 220-582 (120 amino acids)
Biological process (GO): transcription by RNA polymerase II
Cellular component (GO): RNA polymerase II, core complex
Molecular function (GO): protein dimerization activity; DNA binding
Source: RefSeq, a predicted model, not a curated record
CUUGUUUCAUUACAUCACUAAAAAAAAGAGAGCUCCCCGCUAGUUUCAUUUCAUCACUGAAAAAGAAGAGAGCUCCCCGCUAGUACCUCACUCGGAAAAAAAAGAGAGCCCCCCACUAGUACCUUACGCAGACCGACUUCAUCGUCUUCCUCGGAACGCCGCCGCCGAAGUGCGCCUCGAGGAAUUUCAGAGGAAGGAGGAGCCAAGUGUUGAUCGGAGAUGAAUGCCCCUGACCGCUAUGAACGCUUCGUCGUGCCUGAGGGCACAAAGAAGGUGUCAUUUGAGAAGGAUACAAAGAUCAUGAAUGCUGCAUCUUUCACUAUUGAACGUGAGGACCACACCAUCGGCAACAUCCUCCGCAUGCAGCUGCACAGGGACCCAAAUGUUCACUUCGCUGGCUAUAAGCUCCCUCACCCCCUUCAGUACAAGAUCAUUGUCAGGAUCCAUACUGCAAGCCAGUCCUCCCCAACGCAGGCAUAUACCCAGGCAAUCAAUGAUCUAGACAAGGAGCUUGAGAACCUGAAGCAAGCUUUUGAGGAUGAGAAGACCCGAUUCGAGGAAAGGAUGAAGCAGGGCUACUAGGUCAAGGGUGUUGGAUGCUGAUGUGAAAUCUCCCUUGCUACUAGUUAUAUCUGAUGUCUGAACUGCGGUAGAAAAAAAAAUAGACAAGGCCUGUCGAUGAUCCUCUGAACUCGUCGAACCUCUUCAUGUGCGGAUUGCGUAUGAUUACACGGCUGUUAAACAUGUGUUGGCACUUGAUACGCCUGCUGGUUGAAUUGCUCGCUCUUAACAGGUUCGAUAGAAGGUACGGACCCAGCUUCAGCGAGACUUCUCGUACUGAGUGAAUGUUAUGCCGAUGUAUUGUAACUGACUUAACAGACUGUCUGUAUUGUGGCCGGACUUUGUUCA